Messenger RNA from Octodon degus (degu), 1315 nucleotides. Its product is annotated as OTU domain-containing protein 6B-like. The coding region runs from base 36 to 965 and encodes 309 amino acids. Gene Ontology annotation, molecular function: cysteine-type deubiquitinase activity. Gene Ontology annotation, biological process: protein deubiquitination. Lineage: Eukaryota; Metazoa; Chordata; Mammalia; Rodentia; Octodontidae. The record is from RefSeq and is a predicted model, not a curated record. The transcript has 2 exons.
AAUCUCUAGGGUAAGUGUCAGGCAACUUGGUCAUAAUGGAGGCAUCCUUGACCGAAGAGCUGGAUGAAGAGGAGCAGCUCGUGAGAAGGCAUCGCAAGGAGAAGAAGGAAUUGCAAGCUAAAAUUCAGGGUAUGAAGAAUGCUGUUCCCAAGAAUGACAAAAAGAGAAGGAAGCAACUCACUGAAGAUGUUGCAAAGUUGGAAAAAGAAAUGGAACAGAAGCAUAGAGACGAACUGGAGCAACUGGAGCUGGUUGCCAAGGAGAACAAGAUAGAUUCUGUUCCUGUUAACAUUACAAACCUGGUACUUGAGAAUCAGCCACCUCGGAUAUCAAAAGCACAAAAGAGACGGGAAAAAAAAGCAGCACUGGAAAAGGAGUGGGAAGAAAGAAUAGCUGAAGCUGAAAUUGAGAAUUUAUCUGGAGCCAGACAUAUAGAAAAUGAAAAACUUGCUCAAAUAUUGGCAGCCAGAGAGUUAGAAAUCAAGCAGAUUCCAUCUGAUGGCCACUGUAUGUAUAAAGCCAUUGAGGAUCAACUGAGAGAACAGGACUGCACUCUGACUGUGGCUGCUCUACGAAGUCAGACAGCUGAGUAUAUGCAAAGCCAUGUGAAUGACUUUUUGCCGUUUUUAACAAACGCUAAUACAGGACAUAUGUAUACCCCAGAGGAGUUUGGAAAAUACUGUGAUGACAUUGUGAACACAGCUGCGUGGGGAGGUCAGCUUGAGCUAAGAGCUCUAUCUCACAUUUUACAGACACCUAUAGAGAUAAUACAGGCAGAUUCUCCUCCUAUUGUAAUUGGUGAAGAAUAUUCUAAAAAGCCAUUAACGCUUGUAUAUAUGAGGCAUGCAUAUGGCUUAGGAGAACAUUAUAAUUCUGUUACAUGUGGCUUUCUCCCAUCACUGCUCAGCAGCUGUGCUUUCCAGUCAACUUUUUCCAGAAGCCUCUCUUUAUAUUAUAUAAAUUAAGAAUUUGAAGAAAAAAAAAAAAAAAGAAUUUGGCAGUGUAAAUGGCCAGGGUCACAUUGCCUUCACAUUCUUCCUUUUUCCAAUUUGUUUUACAAGAUUGCUGCCUUUUUACUCAUUCUCUAGUAUUAAUGUCAUUUUUCUUUUCAAAUAUUUGAAAAAUUUUAUGUUGCAUGUAUGGGUACAGUUGGAAAGCCAAGAGCUGUAUAGUAAGAUCAGUAUACAAUGAUGUGCUGUGUGAAUGACUUGUCUGAUGCAGAUUCCAGAUAGCUUAUAACAGUAUUCUCAGAGCAGAGUCCCUAUCUAUGCAAAUGUAUUUGAUAAUUUGUUAUGUAAAAAAUUAUGAAAAUGAG